Messenger RNA from Cordyceps fumosorosea ARSEF 2679, 1707 nucleotides. RefSeq names its product Major facilitator superfamily transporter. Gene Ontology annotation, molecular function: transmembrane transporter activity. The coding region runs from base 1 to 1707 and encodes 568 amino acids. The record is from RefSeq and is a predicted model, not a curated record. Gene Ontology annotation, cellular component: membrane. The transcript is spliced from 2 exons. Gene Ontology annotation, biological process: transmembrane transport. NCBI's taxonomy places the organism in Eukaryota, Fungi, Ascomycota, Sordariomycetes, Hypocreales, Cordycipitaceae.
AUGGCAACGCCGACGCAGACAGAGUACCUAGCCGAGCCUUCCUCCACCGCAUAUGCCGAGGCGCCGUCCAGCCUCGCCAAGACGCGGUCGACGGCGGUAGUCAACAGCCGGGACACUGCCGACACCGCCGCGUCGCCCGGCAGCUUGAUUAUCGAGCUUGGCCGCGUCCGAAGCAGGCAGGUUGAGCCUGUCGAGGCCCGUCGCAGCCCUGAUCUUGGCGGCCUGCCGGAGGAGCGAGGUAGCCCUGCCCGGCUGCUACCGCAAGGUGUGCCGCCUGAGCUGCCCAAUCUCAUGGCCGAGGUCGUCUUUGUCCUGGUUUGCACGGCGGGACAGCUCAUCUUCUCCCUGACUCUGGGCCACAUCACCGUGAACCAGUUCGUCCUUCGAAAGGCGCUGGACAUUGCGCCUUCUCAGAUCCCCUGGCUGAUAGGCUCGUCCAGCCUGGCGAGCGGCCUCGGCGUCAUUGUAUUCGGUCCUCUGGCCGACCUGGCCCCUCCCAAGCCUCUCAUGGUGGCUGCCUUUCUCUGGGAGGCUGUUUGGAAUGCGGUGUCUGCCCUGGUCAUCUCGCCCAAGCUCAGGAUCUUCUUCUUCGUCUCCCGCGCGAUGCAGGGGCUGGCCGUUGGCGUGCUGGUGUCGGCAUCUAUGAGCAUCCUCGGGAGAGUGUACAACCCCGGUAGGCGAAAGACCCGCGUCUUCUCCAUGAUGGCGGCUGGUGCGCCUUUUGGAUUCUGGAUCGGAGCCAUGCAGGGGGGCGCUCUCAGUUCCCGUCUACCCUGGAUCUUUGGCAGCACGUCGCUAUUCCUCUGCGCCUGCGCCGUGGCUGCAUAUCUUACCAUUCCUCCUCUUGUACCUGCCAGAGAUGGCAAUUCGACGGAUGUGCCAUCGAUCAGGCAUUUCGACUAUAUUGGAGCGACGUUGGCAUCUCUUGGCAGUGGCUUGAUCCUGCUCGGGCUUACCCAAGGCUCAUCGGUACAAUGGAACCCGUACACCUAUUCCCUUGUCAUUGUAGGCCUCCUCAUGCUGGUUGCGUUUUACUACUCCUCGCCCUAUGUAAAACGACCACUCGUACCCAGAGGAGUGUGGAAAAUCCCUGGCUUCGUUCCUGUCUUGCUGGCUUACGUGUUCGGGUUUGGGGGCUAUGCUGGCGCUUGGCAAUUUUACGCCAUCCAAUUCUGGAUUCGAUACCAAGGAGCCUCGCCGCUCACGGUAGCGCUGUACCUUGUCCCCAAUGCUCUGGCUGGAGUUGCCGCCGUGUGGGUAGUAUCCAGAACACUGCACGUCGUCCCUGGUCACUGGAUCUUGGCGACAAGCAUGGUAUUCUUCGGAAUAGGAAAUGUUUUCUUCCUGCCGCAGAAGCCAAGCACCUCGUACUGGGCGCUGUCCAUGCCAGCCGUGGCGUUGGCAUCUCUGGGUCCUGAUUUGAGCUUUGCAGCGGCAACCAUUUUCAUCACCUCGAGCGUCCCGAGAUCGUACCAAGGCUCGGCCGGCAGCCUGUUAGUCACUGUGCAGAAUUUGACACUAGCCAUGACGACGUCAGUCUCGGACUCUAUAGGGAUCAAGGUUGAUCAGCUGCCGUCCGGGGAGAUUGGGUUGGAGGGGAUGCGCGCCAUUUGGUGGUUCGGCUUGGCCCUAUCGCUUAUAGCAGCCCUGAUUGCGGCCAGUAUGGUCCGCAUCCCAAGAGCGGAGGAGAAGGAGCAUGUACAGUGA